Molecule: messenger RNA, 1273 nt
Organism: Selaginella moellendorffii
Lineage: Eukaryota; Viridiplantae; Streptophyta; Lycopodiopsida; Selaginellales; Selaginellaceae
Product: probable protein disulfide-isomerase A6
Exons: 11
Coding region: 47-1129 (360 amino acids)
Biological process (GO): protein folding
Cellular component (GO): endoplasmic reticulum
Molecular function (GO): protein disulfide isomerase activity
Source: RefSeq, a predicted model, not a curated record
CUCGUGGUGUUUGAGCCACUGUGGUUUAGGGUUAGGUGGAAGCUCGAUGGCGAGGAUGCUGGCCGUCUUGUUUGUGGCUCUGUGCGUGAUCGCUGGAGCUGCGCGGGGCGAGGAAUCGGAUGUGCUCGUCCUCACGCCCGACAAUUUCGAUCACGAGGUCGGGCAUGAGAGGGCGGCGCUUGUCGAGUUUUAUGCUCCCUGGUGUGGGCAUUGUAAGAAGCUAGCGCCCGAGUAUGAGAAGGUCGGAUCGGCGUUUAGGAAAGUCAAGCACUUAUCGAUCGCAAAGAUAGAUUGCGAUGCGCACAAGAGCUUGUGCUCCAAGUUUGACGUAAGCGGGUAUCCCACUCUCAAGUGGUUUCCGAAAGGAUCUCUCACACCCAAAGAUUACUCUGGUGGACGAACUGCCGAGGAUCUUGUUGCAUUCGUCAACACAGAAGGAGGUGCGAAUGCGAAAUUGAGUGUGGCGGCAUCGGAGGUUGUCGUCUUGACCCCGGCCAAUUUCGAUGAGAUUGUGCUCGACCCCACGAAGGAUGUUUUGGUGGAAUUUUACGCUCCUUGGUGUGGACACUGCAAAUCCUUGGCUCCGGCUUAUGAGUCUGUCGCAACCGCAUAUAAGGCCGAGAAGAAUGUGAUCGUGGCAAAGCUUGACGCGGAUGCUCACAAGGAUCUAGCAACCAAAUAUGACGUAAGUGGCUACCCAACGCUGAAGUUCUUUCCCAAAGCCAACAAGGCUGGGGAGGAUUGUGAUGCGCGCUCGGUUGACGAGUUCGUGGAGUUUUUGAAUGAGAAGUGUGGCACUUACCGUGAUUCCAAAGGUGCUCUCACUGACAAGGCCGGAACUGUCUCUAGUCUAGAAGACAUUGUCCAGGAGUUCGUAGCUGCCAAAGCUGACGAGCGGGAAUCUCUCUCCACAAAGUUGCAUGAAGCCAUCGCCAAGCUAGAGGGCUCGGACGCUGGAUAUGGCGCAAUCUACACGAAAGUCCUCAAGAGCAUCGCUUCCAAGGGCGAGGAGUAUCUAGCCAAGGAACACGAGCGCUUAAGCAGGCUAUUGUCAGGGGCCGUGAAUCCCUCCAAGGCCGACGAGUUGACAGUGAAGAAGAACAUCAUCUCGCUCUUCAUGAAACAAUAAGCUUUCACAUCAUAUGUAACUCUUUUUUGUUUCUGCUGGCUAAACACACUAUUCUUACAAAAUCACACAGGAUCACAUCGUUUUCUAUAGUUAUGUUGGAAGGCUAUAGCAGAAAAAUCAAGGAAAUAUUUUUUAUAUGGAUUA